AUGCAACGACGUCGUCGGACGAAACAACGGCACCUUUCUCCUUUCCUUGCCUUUUGCAUCGGAUCUCUUGCAGGAUUCUACGUAUUUGGGCUGUUACUGGGCCGAAAAGUCAUUAUUUCUGGGCAGUCUUCGUCUGGGGAAACUGGAAGGAAACUGUGGGUUGGUCCCAAUGCGAUGCCGUUUGACAAGAACUCUGCAGCUAGAAAUGCGAAACACUUGAUAGUUGUCGCUGGUCACAGCACCAUCAUCUCAGGCGAUCUCGAGGAUGCUGGAGAAGACGAAUCUGAUUGGUUUCUAUUGGAAUAUCAGAAAGGACAAGGUUUGCCACAAGCAAUUAAAGCACAUAUCAGCACUGGUAUCAAUGAGGCAAAGCGCGACCCGGAAAGUCUGCUUGUCUUCUCUGGGGGAGAAACAAGAGCCAUGACUGUUGGAUCGGAAGGGCCAAGCUAUGUUUAUGCCGCCGAUGCGAUGAACAUGUGGCCACAGGGUAGCAAUGUCAGAGCAAGGGUGGCUACGGAGGAGUAUGCCUUGGACAGCUUCCAAAAUCUUUUAUUCUCCAUCUGCCGUUUCAAAGAAUUAACGGGCCGCUUUCCUACGAAGAUUUCUGUAGUAUCCUUUACUUUCAAACGAAGGCGCUUUGAGACUUUGCAUGCACCAGCAAUUCGAUGGCCAGCUCACCGAUUCUCCUAUUUGGGUGUGAAUCCGCCACCCAGCACGGGCUUCAAUCUAGAAAAGUCCAUGCAGGGGGAGCUACAAAAUGCAGCCAAACCAUUUGAGAAUGACCCAUACGGUUGCGCUGGUAUCCUAAGAAAGAAACGUCUGGAACGGAAUCCCUUCCAUCGUACCGCACCAUACCCAUUGUCGUGUCCCGAGAUGCAAGACAUUUUGUCGUGGUGUGGCCCUGGUUUCAUUCCUAAAACAAUGGUUCCGUGGUAUGUUUGA
Messenger RNA from Cylindrotheca closterium, 942 nucleotides. NCBI's taxonomy places the organism in Eukaryota, Bacillariophyta, Bacillariophyceae, Bacillariales, Bacillariaceae. The record is from the annotation of a GenBank genome assembly.